UCACAAAGUGUUGGAAUCUAUUGCCUUUGUCUGACAAGUCAUCCAUCUCUAUGCGAGGGGAUCUGUGGGAUGGAGGUAGGAGGGAGGGAGGGAGGGAGGGAGUGAGGGAGGAGGAGGAGGAGGUGGGGGCGAAUCUGUGGGACUGCAGCUUUUAGAAACAGACACACAAGGAGAGGGGUUUCAUUCUCAGCCCAAAGCUUCGCUCAGGCACAGCCCAUUCCGGAGGAGAGGGGGACGCACUGCUCUGUACCUCGCCGUGUCCAUGUUGUUGUCAUCUCCGCCCCUAUCUGAUUAAAAGCGCCACAGAGCCCCGCGGUCCUCGCAGCGCCGUCAGAGGAGAAGGAUUUUUUUUUUCUUUUUUUUUUUCUUCUUCUUCUUCUUCCCUGUGUUUCCCCGGCCGCAGACUCCCAGAGCGGACCCCAGUGUGGACACUCAGCUGCUGCCUUUGUUUUCCUCAUGAUGUCCUUUAAACACAAACAGUGACCCGGUUUGAGUUCCACGUCGCUGCGGCUGGUGCGCUCUGCACACGCGUGGGUCAUGCUCCGCACCUGACAGUCCCUGUGAGUUUAGACCUGAGCAGGAGGGAGAGAAAAAAAAACCAAAAAAAAAACAACAACUUAGCAUCGCCCCCCAAGAGAAGUUGUCGACUCGCUGCAGCCUGCGGACUCACACGGACUGUUUGACAGCAGAACAUAAACCCGUGUCUUUUGUACAUUUUUUUUUUUACCCCUUAAAAGCUGCACCACAGAGGCGAAACGGCGACCUCAGUCGAUUACCUUUCUUUCCUUUGCUAUCCCAUGGAUAUUCACUGCAAAGCAGACCCCUUCUCGGCGAUGCACCGGCACGGCGGUGUGAAUCAGCUCGGCGGGGUGUUUGUGAACGGCAGACCCCUCCCGGACGUGGUGAGGCAGCGGAUCGUGGAGCUGGCCCACCAGGGCGUCCGGCCCUGCGACAUCUCCAGACAGCUACGGGUCAGUCACGGCUGUGUCAGCAAAAUCCUCGGCAGGUACUAUGAAACCGGCAGUAUUAAACCCGGAGUCAUUGGUGGCUCCAAACCAAAGGUUGCAACUCCGAAAGUGGUGGAUAAAAUUGCAGAAUAUAAGCGCCAGAAUCCAACCAUGUUCGCCUGGGAGAUAAGGGACCGACUACUGGCCGAGGGCGUCUGCGACAACGACACCGUCCCCAGCGUCUCGUCCAUCAACAGGAUUAUCCGCACCAAAGUCCAGCAGCCAUUCCACCCGUCCCCCGACGGAUCCGUAACGCCGCUCUCCACGCCCGGCCACACCAUAGUGCCCAGCACAGCCUCGCCCCCUGUGACCAGCGCCUCCAACGAUCCCGUAGGAUCCUACUCCAUCAACGGCAUUCUGGGUAUCCCCCGCUCCAACGGCGAGAAGAGGAAACGAGACGAUGUUCUCUGGAGUGGCAACCACUUGGAUGGAAGGAAAAUAGGACAUUAUGGCUCUGAUGGCUCAGGCCCCGGCAGCGACUCUCAGGGCAGCGUGGAGAGUUUAAGGAAGCACCUGCGAGCAGACGCCUUCACCCAGCAGCAGCUGGAGGCCCUGGACCGUGUGUUUGAACGUCCUUCCUACCCCGAUGUCUUCCCCACUUCAGAACACAUCAAACCCGAACAGGCGAAUGAGUACUCGCUCCCACCCCUGAACCCCGGCCUGGAAGACGUGAAGCCGAGCCUGUCCACCAGCGCCAGCUCCGACCUCGCCUCCAGCGUCUCCCAGAGCUACUCUGUUGUGACAGACUCUCACCCGUCAUAUCCACCCUCCAUGUGUGUAAAGCGUGAGCCCCAUGAGGCAUCCUUUGCCCCCUUCACCCCCUCCUCUGUUGGGGACUCUGCUCUAGCUGACAUCUUGCCCCACCAGUCCAGCCUCUCUGUAGAUGCCUCUACUCCCAGCUACCCUGCCCAUGCCCAUGGCCCCUGCUACAGCCAGUAUGCCAGCCAGCCCUUUAUAGCAGGUCGAGACAUGGCCAGCACCACCUUACCUGGCUACCCGCCUCAUGUGCCCCCCACAGGGCAAGGUAGCUACCCCACCUCCACGCUCGCUGGAAUGGUUCCUGGAGGGGACUUUUCCGGAAACCCGUACUCUCAUCCACAAUACACCACUUACAACGAAGCAUGGCGGUUCAGCAAUCCAGCGUUACUAAUGCCGCAUCCCGUGGCUCCGCGCCUCCCACUGCUGCCACUGCCUACGACCGCCACUAGUUACCAUGGAGACCAGCUCAAACUGCAGGGCCAUGGCUUCGGCCUCCAUAUUGUCCCCGUCUGAGAAACUCUGAGGUCAAAGGGAAGCGAGGUGGAAUCCUAAAGGAAAAGCCCGUGAUGUUACGUGACGUGGAGGAAGGAUUGGCGAGGUCGUCGCCGGCGCACCUAGCCCAGCUGCGGCGUCACACACUUUGGGGUCUAAAAAAAAAAAAAAAACAAAAGGGCCCGCUGGGCGUUCAGAACUCACCCAUCAUGCCCUCAAUCUCUCACAGGCCUGAACAUUUCCAGAAUGACUUUUAAGAGAUUAUAUAAAUAUAUAUAUUAUAAAAUAUAAAUUGAAGAAAAACAGUGUGAAGAAUUCCAUGUGGAAAAAAAAAUGUUGUGGGUUUUUAUUUUUGGUUUCUUCGUUGCUGUUGUUGUUGUUGUUAUUUUAUUCAUGGAUCCUCACAUUCCUUUUACGUGACGAACUGCAGUAUUUUUCUGCUCUAACGAGAGAAGUCCAGGGGAGGCGACAAUGGCUUGAUGGUGCAGCGACUUUGAAGCAGUGCUGUGGGGCCUCUCAGCGAGACUCCACGCUGUAGGGCGGGGCUUUACUCUGGUGCUUUGGCUACGUCUUCUGCUCCCAUGUCUCCAGUCCCACCCACAUCAUCAGACACGCGCAGCAUGUCCCACAACGUUUACUGACCCUAUAGACCAGCGGCAACAUCACACUCCCUGUGGCAAACAAUCAGAUGUAAAAAUAACCGGUAAUCCCCACGGAGAACGGCGUACAGACCUCCAGCGUGAAGCGGUCUCUCUUUCAAACUGAAGUCCUUGGCAACAAUCAAAGAUACUGUCCUGUUUGCUGUUAGUAGAUGUUGUGAUCAUUAUGUUAACCCAAAUUACAGUCAUCCGUGCCUCCAUGUAUAGAUCCACCCGUCUGCCCCCCCCCCCGCUCUUUACGAUGAAGUUUACUUUGACUCUACACAAGCAAAACGCGUCAUCUGGUACCAGGGUUAACUGUCAGAUAACAGAGAACACAGACCGCGGUCCUGCUCUCCGGGAGAAGCUAUCCUCUACAAAUUGCACUUGGGAUUUGCCUAUUUCCGUCUACACGUAGCUAUCUGAAAACGAAACGCUGGCACACGUGGACUGCAAGCCAACCGUCAUUCGGGCUCGAGCACCUGUGAAGGAAUGGGUCUUCUGCUGUUGUAAAGAUGAUACAGGAUGUGUGUCAUGGACAUAAAAAGGGUUUCUGAUGAAAAUCUAUACGGAAAGCCUUGUGGCCUCAAUCAUUGUUCUGUUUCAGUUCUGUUCCAAUUCUUUUUGUGCACAUGAGAAAUAAAUUCUUUUAUAUGUCA
Acanthopagrus latus (yellowfin seabream) is the source of this 3555-nucleotide messenger RNA. RefSeq names its product paired box 2a (gene pax2a). The record is from RefSeq and is a predicted model, not a curated record. Lineage: Eukaryota; Metazoa; Chordata; Actinopteri; Spariformes; Sparidae. The coding region runs from base 798 to 2279 and encodes 493 amino acids. The transcript is spliced from 13 exons. Gene Ontology annotation, molecular function: DNA-binding transcription factor activity, RNA polymerase II-specific; RNA polymerase II cis-regulatory region sequence-specific DNA binding. Gene Ontology annotation, biological process: regulation of transcription by RNA polymerase II; anatomical structure development.